This is a messenger RNA of Oenanthe melanoleuca, 6710 nucleotides long. It is a transcript of the gene SYTL2, whose product is annotated as synaptotagmin like 2. Gene Ontology annotation, cellular component: exocytic vesicle; plasma membrane. The transcript has 13 exons. The record is from RefSeq and is a predicted model, not a curated record. Bases 62 to 5344 code for a protein of 1760 amino acids. Gene Ontology annotation, molecular function: small GTPase binding; neurexin family protein binding. NCBI's taxonomy places the organism in Eukaryota, Metazoa, Chordata, Aves, Passeriformes, Muscicapidae. Gene Ontology annotation, biological process: exocytosis; intracellular protein transport.
UCUUGUUGAGGAGAGAGAUGCUAAAACCACUCUCAAGCCUGGCAAGCAUAUUGAUGAACUCAUGAAAGUGAAUGAUGAAUCUGUAUCAAAAGUUUUAGACUGGUUUAAAAGAAGUUCUAGUACUGAAGAUGAGGAACUUGUAUCAAUGAAGUCCCAAGGCAGGGAGCCCAGAGAGAAAGUGGAUGUGUCAAUCAGAACAGCAGUUCUUCCCACAGAACACAGUGGGCCUGACAUGCAUGAAAAUACAGAAGAUAUAGAAGAGAGACCGUUUGGAAAGAUUAAACAACAGAGCAGUAUUUCAUCUACAUCCUUUACUUCAGAAAACAUGCAGCUGAUAAAGGAGAGAGUGAAGCCUAAGACAGGGGAAGCAAAUGAAAAGCAAAAUGAUAAAUUUCUAACUGAAUUUGAUUGUACAAGAGUUGAAGAAAAAGAACAUGGUCAAGAAAUCAAACAACAAAAUAAAAAAUCAAAUCUCUUGGAACAUCAAGGGCACAAGCUACCAGCUCAGAAAUGUGAAUCAGAGAAAGCAAUACAAGAAAAAAGAAGAAUAAGGGCGAUCAGAGCAUUCUGGGAAGGAGAUAAAACUAUCCCCAGUCAUGGAGAGAAAGUUAGUAUCAAUGCUGAUUCAUCAGGUGGCCGUGCAUUGACAGGUCUCAGAGAAAGUGACAAACCAUCUGCAGUGUAUCCCCCUAAGGCACUGCAUGAGCAGAGCAAGAAUACAUUAAGAAGUCCUGAACUAAGUUGUGUGAGCCAGGCUUCAAGAAACAAAAGUCACCAGUCUUUUGAAUCUGGACCAGGCCAUGCAUUUGAAAAGCCAGGAGGGACACUUCAAUCUGAUGAAGCUCGUGAAUUUACAGAGCUCCCAAAAGCCAGUAACUUGAAUCCCAGAGCUGGUGUCAAUUCAGCUUCCUCAAAAAGCAAAGACAAAGAUGAGAAGAAAGUCGCUGCUUCUUCCCAACAGAAGCCCAGCUUCCAGGUUUUGUCUUUAAAAGAAAAGAUGAAUGAAAAGUCCCAGAAUCAAAUUUUAGAUCCUUCACACUUCCAGAGUCUGAGAAACUUCUGGGAUACUGGAGUUAAAUUCCAGAGCAGCAUUGGCAGGGAAGAUGAUUCUUUGCCAUAUAACACUAAAUCAAUAACCUAUGAAAGAAAAUCAAAAGAAGAUAAAGGCGGAGAUAAUGUGAACAAGCAAGGGUUAAUUCAACAACAAACCCAAACAUCUGAGAAAGAAAAAAUACAGAAACUAGAUUCUGCGGUACGCAAAGAGUCUCUAGAAUCUCCUAUCCUAAAAGGUCUGAAUGUGACACACACAACAAAUACAGACUCUCUCCAGCUGGACAGACAAGCAGUUACCUCAAAAUCCCAGGAAAAGACGGGUCUUCCAGAGCAAGAAGUUAAAGAACUUAGAGAAAAAGGCAUUGUUUCAUCAAAACAUCAUCAUGGAUCCUUGCAGCUCCAGUCAGCUGGUGAUAAAGCUGCUUUAAAGGAGACAGUAGUAGGGGAUAAACUAUAUUUACCUAUAGAAAAAGAGGAAAACAAGACUGGUCCUUUGGAUAAAGAGGAAGUUGCAGAGACUGUGGAUAAAGUUGUUCUACCUAAAGGUGAGCUUGAUAUAUUUAAAUCAUGUCUAAAGAAGCUAGAAAAGGAAGCCUCUGAGAUGUCAUGUAGCUUAAACCUAAAAGGAAAUAUUUUAAAAGGGAAACAUUUUCAGUCAAAUCCAUGCAAGGUCUUUGAGAGAACAGGGGAAGACAGUCAUGAUAUUUUUUCUGUUGAGCGAGGAGAAGAAAUAGGCAAAAGUACAGGACAAGUGAAUGUGUCAUCAACAGAUAAGCAUGAGAACAGAAAAAGUCUCAGAAAACUGUUUAGGGAAUUUGAACCUUUGAAUCUGCAAUAUCAGGCAGCAGAAAAGGAUGAUACUCUUGAGGGCUCUCAGAGGCCUCAAGCUGGUUUGCAGAACCUUCUCAGAGAAACCUUUGUAUCUCAACCUUCUGAAUACAGAAGGGUGGGAAUGAAAACAUAUGACGACUCAAAUAGUAUGUCACAGACUAACUGCAAUGCAGAAUCAGCACACCAAGAAGCUACUGGUCAGCCUGAAGAGGUACGUGAGACCAUAGAGAAGUCUGUAGCUGGAUCCAAGGACAAUGGCUUGAGUUCUGCUCUAGGGAAGCUGCUGAAGGAGGCUUCUGAAACACCACCUCCUAAACCCAAACGUGCUGACAGCACAGCAUGGGAGACUGCUGAGGAGCAAGUUAGGACAGUGUAUGAACAUGGUGGAGAAGUGCUGCAGGAGAUCUGUGAGACUGUAGAAAGGUCUGUUGCCCCAUCCAAGGCCAGUGGCUUGAGUUCUGCUUUAGAGAGUCUGCUGAAGGAGGCCUCUGAAACACCCUCUCCUAAACCCAAAUGUGCUGACAGCACAGCACAAAGGACUGCUGAGGUGCAAGAUAAAGGCAUGAUGUAUGAGCAUGGUGAAGAGAUGCUGCAGGAAAUCAGUGAGACCAUAGAAAGGUCUGUUGCCCCAUGCAAGGUUAAUGGCUUGAGUUCUGCUUUAAAGAGGCUGCUGAAGGAGGCCUCUGAAACACCCCCUCCUAAACCCAAACGUGCUGACAGCACAGCACAGAGAACUGCUGAGGUGCAAGAUAAAAGCACAACUUACGAGUGUGAUGGGCAGCUGCUGCAAGAAAUCCAUGAGAUAAUAGAAAAGUCUGUUGCCCCAUCUUCAGACAGUGGCUUGAGUUCUGCUUUAGAGAGGCUGCUGAAGGAGGCCUCUGAAACACCCCCUCCGAAACAAAAACAUGCUGACAGCACAGUACAGAGAACUCUGGAAGUGGAAGCUAAAAGCAUGACCUAUAAGCAUGGUGGAGAGGUACCUCAAGAAAUCACUGAGAAUAUAGAGAAGUCUGUUGCCCCAUCCAAGGCCAGUGGCUUGAGUUCUGCUUUAGAGAGGAUGCUGAAGGAGGCCUCUGAAACACCCUCUCCUAAGCCCAAACAUGCUGACAGCACAGUACAGGGGACUGCUGAGGUGAAAGCUGUGAGCACAGCCUAUGAGCAUGAUGGAGAGCCGCUGCAGGAAAUUGGUGAGACCACAGAAAGAUGUGCACUGUCCAGCACUGGGUAUAGAGGGUCUGAUGUUGAUUUUCAGAAUCUACCAAAAGAGGUCUCUGAAACACCAGCUUCUGUGCUGGAAAAUACGGAUAAGAAAAUUCAUAAUAAAAUACAGACUAGUGUAGGUAUACAUGUUCUACAUCAACAAGACAGUGAUCACCCUCAAGAAAUACAAGAAACUAUAGAAAAAACUUCUGUUUCAAAUAUUGCAAAAUUUGAAUUCAGUCGCUCUGUAGAAAAACUUCUUCAUGAAGCAUCUGCAGUUUCAUGUCCAAUAACAAAAGAUUUGUAUCAGCAAGAGGAAUUUGAGGAUCAUACAUUUCCAUCAGAAAAAGAGACUCUAUUCAUGACAAGGUCACAGCCAUACAAUGCCCUAAGUAGCUAUGAUACACAAUUGGAGAUAGUUCUCAAAGAGGGAGCUCGAGAAAAAUAUGUCAAAGCCUCAGUUAAUGAUCUUGCAGUAAGUGAAAUUGAAGCUUCUAGUUUUAAAAGAGAUGGAGCUAUUAACAGAAUAGAAGAGAGAAUCAUGAUUCCUGUUGAUCUUCAUCCCUUGGAAGGCAAGACCAAUAUGGUUGCAAUCAAACCAUUUGAGAUAAAUGAAAAAGGGAUGAAUGAAAGCACAUUCUUGGAGACUUCUGAACAGUAUCCAGAAUUUCAAGCACUGGUGAAUUUCAGAAGAGCAAGUACACCACUUAAUGAUGAAAGCAACUCCCCCCAGCCAGAAGCAGCUCAGUUCUGCCAAAUGUCUCUGCAUGAGGAUAACAAUGAAGAGGAAGGCAACAACUUAAAUUUGGGAUCCAGGAUUUCCAAUGAAAACUCUGAUUCCCUCUCCGGAACCGGAAGUUCAACUCGUUCUGAAGAAGAAUUAAACCCUGUUUUGAUGGCAUUGAAAAGGAGUGCAGAUAGGAAAAAGCCUUCCAAAAGUCUAGAGGACAUUCCAUCAGCCACCUCAAAUAAAGAAAAAAUAAAUAAACCAAAGGAAGAAUUAGUUCUUAGUGCUGAAGAUGGUCCGAAACCUGAUCAGCAUCAAGAGGGGACUGAAAAUGCAGCAGAAAUUUCCACAGUGACUUCACAGCCUGAUAAACUGUUUUCCAACCCUGAAAAACUCAAAGGACUGAGCAAGUCAGUACCCUCAUUCUUACAGGAAGAGAGUGAUGACAGAGAGACAGAUACAGCAUCAGAAAGCAGUUAUUCCUUUGGCAGAAUCAAGAAGAGUCCCAGCUCUCUAACCAAUCUUAGCAGCUCUUCUGGCAUGGCCUCCUUAUCCUCUGUGAGCGGCAGCCUGAUGAGUAUCUACAGUGCAGACUUUGGCAGUGUUGAUGUGAAGGGGAACAUUCAGUUUGCCAUUGAUUAUGUGGAAAAGCUGAAUGAGCUCCACAUCUUUAUUUGCCAGUGUAAAGACCUGGCAGUAGCAGAUGUUAAGCGGCAGCGUUCAGACCCGUACGUAAAGACCUACCUGCUUCCAGAGAAAUACAGACUGGGCAAACGGAAGACCUCUGUCAAGAAGAAAACUUUUAAUCCAGUCUAUAAUGAGAUACUGCGGUAUAAAAUUGAGAAGGAGCUCCUAACGAAUCAAAGCCUCAAUAUCUCUGUCUGGCACAAUGAUACCUUUGGGAGGAAUAGCUUCCUUGGCGAAGUGGAGUUGGAUUUAGGAGCUUGGGACUGGAAUGAUCCAUCCAAUAAGCAGAUCAACUGGUUUCCUCUCAAGCCAAGGACUUCAGCAGUAACUCUUAACCUAGAAAACAGAGGGGAGAUGAAACUAGCCCUCCAGUAUGUCCCACAUCCAAUUGGAGGAAAGAAGACUCUAUCUACUGGUGAGGUUCACAUCUGGGUGAAGGAAUGCCAUAACCUCCCUCUUCUGAGAGGCAAUAGGCUCAACUCUUUUAUUAAAUGUACCAUUCUUCCAGACACCAGCAGAAAAAGUCGCCAGAAAACAAGGACGGUUGCCAAAACUACAAACCCAGUAUUCAACCACACCAUGGUCUAUGAUGGCUUUAGACCAGAAGAUUUAAAAGAAGCCUGCAUAGAACUCACAGUCUGGGAUCACAACAAACUAGCAAACCACUUUCUGGGAGGCCUAAGGAUAGGUCUUGGAACAGGCAAAAGCUAUGGAACUACAGUAGAUUGGAUGGAUUCUACUUCAGAUGAAACUGCCCUUUGGGAGAAGAUGAUGAACUCUCCAAACACCUGGGUAGAAGAUACAUUACCUCUCAGGAUGCUUAUGGUUGCAAAAUUGACAAAAUAAGGUGGAUUUAUAUUUGUUUGUGUCAAAAAGAUAUCUUGGGAAUGAAAUUGAAAGCAUGGGGGUGGAACUUGGAAGAGGAACACAGCAGCUUUUUUGACAGUUUCUGCUCUGUUACUGUUCUGGUUAUGUGCUGUCAAAUGUCACUUUGUAUUUCAAAUUAAACAUCUGCUUGCAGAUCAUUAUGUAAACUGUAAGGAUUUUUAAAUUUCUUAUUCACUGAAAACAACUUCAGGAAAGAAGGUGCUUACAGAGCUCAUUGUUAGAGGUAGCUGUGAUACCUGGAUGACUGUGUUGUCUAACUGAAGCAUUGCUGAUCCCUUAAAUGAUCCAAAUAACCAGCAGAAAUAUAGGAGCAAAGUCAACUGUUUCUCUACAUUGCUGGGAUUGUUCAUGAAGCCUUACUGAUAAGACAGCAACAUUAGUGUUAAAGCUCACUGGUAUGUGUUUUUAUCCUCAUUAUGCCUUGUUAGAUCUCACCAGCAUGGAAUAUGGGCAUGAAGCAUCUAGCUUUUUGAAAGUUCCUGUAGUUGUAAUUGUACAUUUCUAGGACACACCAGUUACUUCCCCAAUGAGAGAAGCAUGGCAGGAAGUGGGACUGUCAAUGUCCUAUUCUACAAGGUGAAGAGGACUUAGUUCCAAUGUACUGUAAAAAAUCAGGGUUAUAAAAAAUUUGCUUUAUAAAUGUGUUAAUCAUCUUGCUAGCAUACAAUACUUAGUCUUAAGUGCUGAAGAUGUGAAGGUGAAACUUUUUUUAUUACAGUGCUACUCAAAAGGAUCGAAAUGUGCCAAUUUUAGUGAUGACAAGGAUGUUGGGUAUUUAUUCUCCAAAGUGCACUUGUUUGUUUGUACCUGUAUCCAUCAGGGAAUCCACUUUCUCUCUCGUCAACCAGGCAAUCUGUGGAGUUUAAAAAUGUCAAAAGCAGUUUGCCAGUCUUUGGUAUCUUCCUGCUUCAGCUGUUUUGUAUGAGAUUGGUAACUGCUCCAGCUUCCACUCUGCCAGACAUACAAAACACUUUUUUACUAGGGAACACAUGCACAUGACACUUCAGAACAAUGUGUUCUUGCCAACGGGGUACAGCUGUUCACUCCCUAUAUGAAUUAAUUUUUCACCUGAAAACAGAGGUUGCUGUGAACAUGACCUUCAGUUUCACAGGAUUAAUGUUUUUAUUGCAGUUGUAUCUCCUGUGAAGCUCCAAUACACUGCUAAGUCUAAGCAGCUUUGGGUUCAAUUGUAGGAAUGGGGUCUUAAGGCUCCAGAUUUGCAGGCAAGUGUCAUGUAAUCUGCUAUGUUCUCUACAAUAAUACUCUACAAAAUUUUUGUACCUAAAUUUCCCUGCUAUCAAAAUAAAAGGUUUAGUUUGUGACA